This is a messenger RNA of Octopus bimaculoides (California two-spot octopus), 2948 nucleotides long. RefSeq names its product CXXC-type zinc finger protein 1. The record is from RefSeq and is a predicted model, not a curated record. Gene Ontology annotation, cellular component: Set1C/COMPASS complex. Gene Ontology annotation, biological process: positive regulation of DNA-templated transcription. Lineage: Eukaryota; Metazoa; Mollusca; Cephalopoda; Octopoda; Octopodidae. Gene Ontology annotation, molecular function: DNA binding; zinc ion binding.
GAAAUAACAAAAAGAAGUGUUAGUAUUAUAGCAACUUCGGCCUAUCGUAGAUAAUUUUUAGUGAACGUAGUGAGUAACCAAGUGAACCGACAGACAACAGAAUGGUCUGCGAUUCCUGCUGACAAUCUUGCUCAAAGUUUAGUUUAUUGUUUUGGAUUUUAUCGUUCAAACGUCAGGAGCAUCAUGACGGACUUCGAUGCAGAUUCAGCAACGGGGGAAAUUGCCCAGCAGUUUCAGCUACCUGAACGGCAAGCUAAGGUAAAUCAAUUGAUCAAAGUAAUGGAUCAGUCAUCAGAUGACCCUUCUCAGUUGGAGGAAGAUGAAGAUUCCCCAGCUGUAUAUUGUAUUUGCAGAACGACUGAUUGUUCUCGUUUCAUGAUUGGCUGUGAUAAGUGCAAUGAAUGGUAUCAUGGAGACUGUAUUAAUGUCACACAGAGUGAAGCCAAAGUGAUCAAACAAUUCUUCUGUGAUGCUUGCAGAGAGAAUGAUAAAACAUUGGAGAUACAAUACAAAGCCAAGAAAGUUAUGAGAGACAAGAAGUAUCAAGCAAGUGAUUCUAGUGAUACAGAAAAACAUCAAAAGGAAAUACCACAAAAGAAAGACAAAGACAAAACUAAACAGAAGAAAAAGUCAUCUCGGCGGUGUGGAGAAUGUAUAUCAUGUCAUCGACAAGAAGAUUGCAGCCGUUGUGAUUUCUGCAAGGACAUGAAAAAAUUUGGUGGUCCAAACAAAAUUCGUCAGAAAUGCCGUCUUCGACAGUGCCUCAAUUUUGGUCUCAUCUUAUCAGGUCAGAAAUGGAAACUGCGACCAGAGGAGAAAGAAAGAGAUAACCGUGCUGUUAUGUCUGCCGCAGAGUCAGUUGAUGUACAGAUGGAAGGUUUGAGAGGUUUGCCAGAACAAGAAGGUCUGCCAGAGGUCAAGAAAGUUAGAAGGGCAAAGAGAAAAUCCUUGAAGGAAACCAAUAUUACAAGAAAGUCAAGGAAGCAUUCUUUACCUCCUGGUAGGAAAUCGAGAAACAAGAUAGACAAACAUGGAGAUGUUGAGGAUAAGCAGUGUGUGGAGAAAUCUGAAGUAGAAGUGCCUCGUCAAUGUUUUGGUGCUAACUGUAUUCAACAUGCCCUUCAAAACUCUAAAUACUGUUCUGAAGAUUGUGGUAUGAAGAUGGCUAAAAGCCGGUUAUGUGAACUGUUACCACGUAAAAUUCAACAAUGGCAGAGCAACCCUUGUGUAGCAGAAGAAUAUAAUAAGAAAUCAUUAGAACGCAUUCGACGCCAACAGCUUGUGUGCCGGCAACAUUUGAAUGAUCUGGAUCUAAAAUUGAGAGAACUUGAAGAACUUAUAGACAAAGCGAAACGUACAACGAUUAUAAACUAUGAUCAAGAAGAUGACGAUGAAGGUGAACUGAGUAUGUACUGUGUAACAUGUGGCAGUGAAAUCCAGCAGAAGGGUGCCCUGCGACACAUGGAAAAGUGCUUUGCCAAGUUUGAAGCUCAAACUGUAUUUGGUUCCUACUACAAGACUCCGGUUGAUGGUUGCUCUAUGUUUUGUGAUGCCUACAACCAUCAACAGAAAACCUAUUGUAAAAGGUUGAAAGUACUAUGUCCUGAACAUACGAGGGAGCCAAAAGUCAGCAAUGAUGAAGUCUGCGGUUGUCCUCUCCUCUCCAAUGUCUUCGAAGAAACUGGAGAAUUCUGCCGAAUGCCAAAACGCAAAUGCAACAAACAUUAUUGUUGGGAAAAACUACGUCGUGCACAGAUAGACAUGGAAAGAGUACGUCAAUGGAUGAAGUUGGAUGAGUUGAUGGAACAAGAAAGAAACAUUCGCAUUGCCAUGUCGAAUCGAGUGGGUGUCCUGGGUUUGUUGCUCCACCAGACUGUUGACCACGACCCCCUUACUCCCAUUAAAGCUCCAAUUCUAGCAGAAUGAAAAUGUUCCCUCUUCCAAAAUAUCACCUACUCAUACACAGAUGUUUCAUAUUUCCCCGCAUUUCUCCUUCAUUGAAAACUUCACUCAUUCUUUGUGUGUGUGUGUGUGUAUAUAUAUAUCUUUCUUCUGUCUCUCCCUCAUUCUAUGUAUGUAUGUAUGUGUGUGUGUAUAUAUGUAUAUAUAUAUAUAUGUGCACAUAUGCAUAUAUAUGUAUGUAUGUAUGUAUUAUUUCAUAAGAAUUCAGAAACUUUGAGAGAAGUGAAAUAAAUUGGGGUUUUUUUUUAAUGCUGGAGCUCGAAGUAGAUAAAGCUAUAAACAAUAGUUUAAAUACUGGAUUGAAAAAACUCCUGGGAUGGAAAAAAUCGAAGGAGCCUUUUAACCUAAUAUUAUAUGCUAUUACCUGUAGCUUUAUCUGCUUUGAGUUCCCCCUUUGUUUGCAUUGUUUACUCAAACAUAUUCAUAUAUGAAAAAUCAUGAUUUUCAGUACUGGCUCUGAAUUGUUUGGAAAAUCUAUAGAGAUAAACUUUAAAAUGAGAACAUCGCACUGCUAACACAAAAGGCAUAAUAUUCAUAAACUUUUAAUAUACUUUGUUGUAUAUUAUGGUUGCAAAACGAAAUACUGUGUCCUUGCCAGCAAUUAAUAUACUUAUGUGUGUAUAUGUAAGUAUAUAAUUCAUUUGAAGCUAAUGGUUAACUCUGUUGCUAUGCCAAGUUUUUAAACAUCUCUGUGUUCAUUCAGGCGCCUGACUGGACACAACACAAUGAGAGAAGUAAAAAAUAUGGAAGCAGUGAAUCAUCUGCUACAAAUCAUCAUCAUCAUCAUCAUCAUCAUCAUCAUCAUCAUCAUCAUCAUCAUCAUCAUCAUCAUCAUCAUCUAACGUCCGUUUUCCAUGCUGGCAUGAGUUGGACGGUUCAACUGGGGGUCUGGGAAGCUAGGAGGCUACACCAGGCCCCAAUAUGAUCUGGCAGUGUUUCUACAGCUGGAUGCCCUUCCUAACGCCAACCACACCGAGAGUGUAAUG